Musca vetustissima is the source of this 2021-nucleotide messenger RNA. RefSeq names its product signal recognition particle subunit SRP72 (gene Srp72). The transcript has 3 exons. Gene Ontology annotation, biological process: SRP-dependent cotranslational protein targeting to membrane. Gene Ontology annotation, molecular function: 7S RNA binding; ribosome binding; protein binding. The record is from RefSeq and is a predicted model, not a curated record. Gene Ontology annotation, cellular component: signal recognition particle, endoplasmic reticulum targeting. Bases 48 to 2021 code for a protein of 657 amino acids. NCBI's taxonomy places the organism in Eukaryota, Metazoa, Arthropoda, Insecta, Diptera, Muscidae.
UUUAAAAAAAAUAAUAAAGAAAAGUGCAAGUGAAAUAGACAUUGAAAAUGUCUAAAGAUGCAAAUCCCAAGGAAUCCAUCAUCAAAGCUGCAUAUGCUGAUGUAAAUAAGUUCGGACAAAAUGGAGAGUUCGAUAAGGCUAUGAAGGCUGUCAAUAGAAUACUCGGUGUUGCACCCGACGAUCAGACAGCCUUACACUGCAAAGUCAUUUGUUUGAUACAAAUCUCCAAAUUUGAGGAGGCCGUCAAGUUUAUUGACAAAAACAAGCUUUCAUCGUCAUUGAUUUUCGAAAAAGCCUAUUGUGAAUAUCGCUUGAAUAAACCUGAAAAUGCUUUGAAAAUUAUUGACGAGGCCCGUCUACCAUCGUUACCACCAAAUCUCAAGGAAUUGCGUACUCAAGUUCUCUAUCGCCUGGAGCGUUACGAAGAAUGUUUCGAAUCGUACAAGGAAAUCAUUAAGAAUACCAGUGAUGAUUACGAGGAUGAACGGCGUACUAACCUGAGUGCUGUUGCCGCCAAUUUGGCUCUGGAUGAAACUAAAGACAUUCCCGAUAUACCGGAAGAUACCUAUGAACAACAUUUCAAUGGGUCUUGUAUUUUGUCUAACCGUCAAAAGUAUGCUGAGGCCGAGAAGAAAUUGCGUGCCAGUGAGAAAUUGUGCCGUGAGACAUUGGAGGAAGAUGGUGCCUCCGAGGAGGAAAUCCGUGAAGAAUUGGAUGUUAUUCGUGUCCAGAUUGCCUACUGCUUGCAAAUGCAAAGUAAAACUAAGGAGGCAGCUGCCAUUUAUGCUGAAGUGUUGAAAAACAAGCCCAAGGAUCCGGCAUUAGUUGCUGUUGCUAGCAACAAUUCGGUGGCCAUUAACAAAGACCAACAUGUAUUUGAUUCGAAGAAGAAAAUCCGUUCAGCCUUGUCUGAGGCAUGCGAACACAAGUUGACAUCACGUCAAAAGAAGGCCAUUGCCUUGAACAAUUGUCUCCUGGCAUUGUUUACCAAUUCAAGUGAACAAGUACAACAAUUCUGCGCCAAGCUGGCCAAUCAAUAUCCCGACUUGGAAUUCCAAACGGUGCUGAUCAAGGCCACACAAUUGUCAAAGGAUAAGAAACACAAGGAGGCCAUUGAUCUAUUGCAGAAAUAUGCCUCUAACACUAAGGACAAGGAUCAAGCAUUUGCCACCAAAUUUGCAAUUAUUCAAUUACUUUUGUCUCAGGGUGAUCGCAAGGGUGCCGUUGAGGUGUUCCUAUCAUUGGGUGAAAAUAAAUACAAGCCUGGUAUUGUAUCGGCUUUGGUGACUCUCUAUUUGGGUCUCAACAACAAGCCAGCUGCAUCGGAACUCCUAAAGACGGCCGUUGAUUGGUAUAAAAAGAAUAAUGUCAGCAGUGCUGAUUUGUCGGAUAUGUGGCGCCAGGCUGCUGAAUUCCAUUUGCGUGGUGGAGCCACUGAAACUGCGGCUAGCUCUCUGGAAGAGUUACUCAAAUUGAAACCCAACGAUAUGAAAGUGCUGGCUCAAUUGGUUAUAGCCUAUGCCCAAUUUAAUCCCAAAAAGGCAUUGGAAGUUAGCAAGAAAUUACCCAAGUUGGAGACCUUGACAACGGCCUCUGAAAUUGACGCCUUGGAGGCGGCCAAUUGGGUAAUGUCAACUAAGGCAGCUAAAAAAUCGGCAAAUGCCAAAAUUGAAAUGUCACCCGGCACCCCAGUUGUCGAACGUAAGAAGAACAACAAACGUAAGCGUAAGGGUAAAUUGCCCAAGAACUAUAAUGCCGAGGUGCCACCAGAUCCCGAAAGAUGGUUGCCCAAAUACGAACGGACCGGUUAUCGCAAGAAACGUGACCGCAGAACCAAGGAAAUUAUCAAGGGUUCCCAGGGCAUGUCCUCGCAAGCAGCUGAGCAAUAUGACAUGUCAAAUCGUGCAAAUUUGGGUAAGAAUUCACCUGCCACUCCCGUUUAUCAAGAGCCCACCCCAGGACCCCGCCAGCAACACCGCAAGGGUGGCCACAAAAAGAAGAAGGGCAACAACCGCUUCUAA